Messenger RNA from Micromonas pusilla CCMP1545, 2326 nucleotides. RefSeq lists its product as uncharacterized. The record is from RefSeq and is a predicted model, not a curated record. Gene Ontology annotation, cellular component: uniplex complex. Gene Ontology annotation, molecular function: calcium ion binding. Lineage: Eukaryota; Viridiplantae; Chlorophyta; Mamiellophyceae; Mamiellales; Mamiellaceae. The transcript has a single exon. The coding region runs from base 121 to 1452 and encodes 443 amino acids. Gene Ontology annotation, biological process: mitochondrial calcium ion homeostasis; calcium import into the mitochondrion.
ACGGCACGAACGUGAAGGCCGUAGUCGAAGCGCGAAGCGCGGAUAAGUUCAUUAUUCCCAAAUUUAUUCCACCUUCGAGGGUAUCAUAUUUUAUCAUUAAUAAUGCGUGGCACACUUUAAAUGACGUCCGUUCUACGCUUUCUGAGGCGAGCUUUACAGAGUCAUAAUUGUCACCAGCACGCGUCACUUCAUGUUCAGCCUGCUAAUGUGACUUUCUCUGCUGCCACAGUAGAAGUACUUCCUUACCUCCUUGUCUGCGCAGCGUCACUGCUUGGUCUCUCAGGAUGCCUUCCUCGGGGUAUUGAAACACCCAAACGAAGAGACGGGCACGACACCGCAUGGAAUGCCAUCGCGUGCUCUCAGCCACGCGCGUCAUCGGUAGCUGAAGAGGGGAAACGUGCUUUUUCAUUUCUUACUCCCGAAUAUCGCAGGAACGUCUUCUUCAUAUACGAGAAGCGUCUUCGUGUCCAUAGCCCACCCGAGAAGGUCUUCGAUUACUUUUCGUCAGUAAGAAACAAUUGCGGUUCGUUUAUGACUUCCUUGGACCUCAUGCGCGCUGCUGUACCCGUAUUUCAGCCGUUGAGCUCGAGUCACGUUAGGAGUGGAUUUCUUGGAGGAGAACGGAGAGAAGACGACGACGAUAGCGGUGUUCCUUGUUUCGUUCAGGUUUACCCUCAAUCCGACUUUUUCAAAUUGUUUGACACAGAUGGUGACGGUUUGAUCUCAUUUCCAGAGUAUCUCUUUUUCAUAACACUGUUAUCACUCCCAGAAAGUCAUGUCAAAACGGCUUUUCAGCAAUUUGACGUGGAUGGGAGUGGACACCUUUGUCGCAACGAAUUCAUUGAUAUGAUGAAAGUGAUGAGGCUCUCGACUAGUCGACCAAAGGCAACUGGUUAUAGAACCGGCAUGAAGGCAACAGAUAUUCACGACAUGAGCGUUGGCUUGUUACAGUAUCUUUUCGGUGAUCUAGGUAAAGAACACAGGCUCAGCCUUCAUCAAUUUGAAACAUUUCUGCACCAACUUCGAUCAGAGAUAGAUAAACUUGAGUUUACGCACUAUGACAACACUAAUACUGGAUCUAUUAGCUUACAAGACUUCGGUUUCAGUGUGGUGGCAGGUGCAGACGUGCUGAAAUUACAAUACUUUAUUGAACGCGCUUCAAAACUCGCUUCAAGGGGCAUUUAUUCCUUGGAUGAGAGAGUAAGCAGAGAACAGUUCUUGGCUUUUUGUCGACUGCUCAAGCACGGAGGCACAAAAUUUCAGGAAAUGAUAAAGGCACACGUUCGCGCUGGGUCACAGCUUGAUAAAGUAAAUUUUAUGAGGUUUGCAAAGGACUGUGGUGAGCAUUUAAGUGAAGCACAGAUAGACGUAAUUUUCUUUAUCUUUGACACAGAUGGAGAUGGACUUCUGAGCCCUGAGGAACUCCUUCACGUGACGUGUAGGUGGGAUUGAGAGAAUAUGCUGAGCUCCAUUAAACGAUGAUCACGAUGAUUCAUCAUAAACUCUUUUUGGUUUUAAUGUUCAGCACCUUUUGCGUGAUAAAAAAAGUCAUGUUCUCUACCUUGCGACUACUUACCUGUGCAUAUUAUGGGAAGCUAAUAUCUUUUCUUUCAACACACACUUUGCCGAGGAAAACGGUGGCCGCUCAUCUGAACAGGUCUAUUCUCGAUUUUGACGACUAGGCACACCGUGUUUCGUUCGCCAUCAUGAAGGGUUCAAUCAGAACAAAAGAAAUGUUAGAAAACUAUUAAAAAACGCUGCUUUGUUCGAUGAACUAUUCAAUUACUUUGUCGUCGUAAAUCCAGUACUUCCAUGGGACAAAUUUCAACAUCAAUAAAGAUAAUCUGAAAUACAUGUAAACGCUUAUAUUAUUCCCUACUUAGGCAGGUGCCUUCUGCAGAGUAAAGAGGCGAAAUUCUCGUGCCUGAACGAAGCAAGUUAACAGGGCUACAGUGCUGUGCUAGAAACAUUUCUGGUGUUUUGACUGACUUAUCAUGAACUGUGAACAAUACCAGAGCCAGAUCUGGUUCUAUCAGAUGAAAUUCGAAAGUUUCAUUGAAAAAUGGUUGUGCAUCUGACGUGCGACUGUGGCUAGUGGAAACCGAGCUUGUGCAUGACUUGAAGUCUUUCACGUUCCCAGCAAUAGUAAUGCGGACAUAAGUUUGAGGAGCACUUGCAUGAGUUCUGUGCUCGAGAAUUUCCCAGCCACUGCCAGCAAUAAUUGUAAUAGUGAGUACACGGGUAGGCUCUGACGGUGCUGGAACGCUAGGAUCAAUAAGAUAUUCUGGCUUGCGAACGAAACCACAACCUCCAUUUGCGACAAACU